Molecule: messenger RNA, 1252 nt
Organism: Sinocyclocheilus grahami
Lineage: Eukaryota; Metazoa; Chordata; Actinopteri; Cypriniformes; Cyprinidae
Product: annexin A1-like
Exons: 13
Coding region: 86-1108 (340 amino acids)
Biological process (GO): cellular response to glucocorticoid stimulus; signal transduction; phagocytosis
Cellular component (GO): nucleus; cytoplasm; vesicle membrane
Molecular function (GO): calcium ion binding; phosphatidylserine binding; calcium-dependent phospholipid binding
Source: RefSeq, a predicted model, not a curated record
CUGUUCCUGAAAUUACCCACUUCAGAUCAGCUCUUACGAACUUCACAGAGGAACAGUUCUUUAUAGUGUCUUCAAAACUCUCAAGAUGGCUUUUUUAAAGAAAUUAUUUGAGCAACAAAAAGAUGACACGGGUUUUAGACCUGCUCCUUUUGAGACUGGAUAUUUUGGAACAGUCAAGGCUGAUCCUAAUUUUAAUGCCCAGAAUGAUGCUGCAAAAUUAAAGAAAGCCAUUGAGACCAAAGGUGUGGAUGAAGCCACUAUUGUGGAGGUGAUAGCAAAGAGGAGCAAUGCACAAAGACAACAGAUCAAAGCAGCUUAUCAGCAGAGUGCAGGAAAAGAUCUGGCAGCUGACUUGAAAAAAGCUCUGAAGUCAGAUUUUGAGGAAGUGGUCCUGGCCUUGCUGCUGACUCCUCCCGAGUAUGAUGCUUUUGAAAUGAAAAGAGCCAUGAAGGGUGCUGGGACAAGUGAGGCCGUCCUAAAUGAAAUUCUGGGGACCAGGUCAAACAAGGAGAUUACAGCAUUGAAGAAUUCUUACAAAGAAGUCUAUGGAGAGCUGCUGGAGGAAAAUAUUAAAAGUGACAUUAAAGGAGAUCUCGAGACUACCCUGCUUGCCCUUUGCAAGGCUACCAGGAGUGAAGACCGUAACAUUGAUGAUGGAAUGGCUAAGAGUGAUGCAAAGGCUCUUUUUGAAGCAGGAGAGAAUCGGAUUGGCACUGUUUGCUCUGUUCUGAUUGACAUCCUCACAAACAGGAGUGAAGCUCAGUUGUGCAAAAUUUUACAAUAUUAUGGCCAAUUCAGCAAAGACGGUUUGGCCAAAGAUCUUGAGGGUGAGCUGAGUGGAAACUUUGAAGACUGCCUGAUGACCCUGGUGAAAAGUGCUUUGAACAAACAUGCCUACUUUGCAGAAAGGCUCAAACUGGCUAUGAAGGGACUGGGAACCGACACUGACACGCUGACUAGAAUCCUUGUGAGUCGUUCAGAAAUUGACCUGCUGAAAAUCAUGCAAGAGUACAAGAGGAUGUAUGGCAAAAGCCUUCAGGAAGACCUUCUGAAAGAAACAAAAGGGGAUUAUGAGAAGAUCGUGCUGGCACUCUGUGGGACUCCGUAGACAACAAUAAAUAUCUUCAUUCAACUGGAUCAUGCUAAACACAUCUGUUCAUUACAUGGGUGUAUUCAUGACCCGUGUAAACGUCUAAUCUCCUCAGGGUGUGGCUCUUUAGGAGUGUUUCAUUAAAACUCGUUGUGCAACUCA